Messenger RNA from Durusdinium trenchii, 627 nucleotides. Lineage: Eukaryota; Dinophyceae; Suessiales; Symbiodiniaceae. The record is from the annotation of a GenBank genome assembly.
UUGCAGGGCAUGUCAUGAACCUCAUGACCAGCUUCAGGACUUGUUGUUUUCUCUGCUGACACCAUGGCUUUGGUGAGAAAGCGCUUCAUCGAAGGGGACUUCCAUGAUGAGCUCAAACCUUUGGUGGAAUGCCAGCACCCAGGGUUUCGUGCCAACGACACAGAUCUUUGGCGUUUGAACAUGGCCGAUGUUUGUAUGAAGAGCUCCGCUCUGGACGCUGCAGACAGUGAGAUCAGCAAGCUGGAAAAGAGAAAGAAUGAUGCCCAGUUCCAAGCUGACCAGCUAGCUCUGGCUAGAGACACAGCUCAGCGUGCCAACCUGUUUCAGAAGAGUCAGCAAUCAGAACGCUCAGCUUCUUUGGCCACACUUCAACCUGAGCUAGAUGAGGCAUGGGUCACACAGUAGGUGAUACAUACAUGUUACAUCAUGUUACUAAGUCAUGUCAAACCUUUAUUUUGAUGGACUUCCCUUUUCUACUUGUUGAUUGUUCAACGCAUCAUCACUGAAAUGUGGCAACAAUGGAAAAAGAUCAAGUUUGGAUUUGGACCAACAAAUGUUGACCCCUGAGUUCAUCAACCGCAUGAAGAAAGAUAAGUCCAGUGUGCUGGUUUGGUUGGACUUCAUGAA